AUAUCACAAAGAAGUAGGUUAUUUUUGGAAUAAGGAAUUGCAACACAUGCGAAUUCCCAAACGUGUCAAGACAGCUUUUUUCAUCAACUAUGAACCUCAAGAAGAUGCAGCCUUUUUUACACACCGGCUGCAUAGCCAUAUGACAGCUUUUGCAAUGAGAGGUUCGUUCUCAACAUGUUUUUUCCGGAUUACAUGUGGAGAGAGGCGCUUCGUGAGAGGAAGACCUUGCUGGUGAAAUUACUUUAGAUUUUUGUGAGAGAAUAUCGCUUUGUUCAAUGGCUCCGGCUUUAAGGUUGACUAAACGUAAGGAUGCCAGCCCCUGGCCAAGGAUGUCUUCAACUUUCUGGACUGUAAUACUGUUGACCAGUCUCCUAAUCAUCUACUGCGGUCAACUGGCGGCAGGGACAUGUGAGAUUGUGAUGCUGGACAGGGACAGCAGUCAGCCCAGACGGACCAUCGCCAGACAGACUGCACGGUGCGCCUGUAAGAAGGGACAGAUCGCUGGGACGACAAGAGCCAUGCCAGCCUGUGUGGACGCUAGUAUCGUUCGGACGAAACAGUGGUGUGAGAUGGUCCCAUGUUUGGAAGAUGAGGGCUGUGACCUGUUAAUCAAUAAAUCUGGAUGGACUUGUACACAACCAGGAGGCAGAGUCAAAACCACUACAGCUCUAUGACGUGACUGGAGUCCCUGUGGAUCCUCCAUUCCUCUGACAGUACCAUGGCAGAGGAGAGCAUUGAUGACCCUGACAGACAGCCUCAUCCCACACCACCAAUCACCACCACCAGUCCAUGAACACAAACAACCAAUUCUAAACCAUACUGGACAUUAUCCACAAAGCAAGGUCUCUUAAACACAGUCAACCAUGGCCAAUACCGGAGGGUUUGAGGGAACUUUGGGGAAAUCGAGAGUGAGGUCUCAUCUUUGACUCUGGAGAAGUUUCCUUGUGCCCUGCCUCCUGGCUCUACCCGUCUACGGCUCUGACCAACCAAUGACCAUCCGCUGUAGAUAACCCACUGUCUGUCAUUGGAUCAACAUGUCCCGUCUGCCUGCUCCUAUUACUGUCCAUCUGCUUUGUAAAUGAGCAGAAUCCUCUAAUGCCAAGGAGGUCAGGUGUCCAGCAGCGCCUUGUCCAGAGAGGGAGAGAGUGGUAACUAUGGAGCCAUUUUGGAUCGACUACUGUACUGUUCAGCUAAUGUCUGCUAAUUUUCAGACAGAGGACUUCCACUACUUCAACCUCACCUGCUUCUGUUAGACUGUAAUGGGAAAGUUACGUGGCCCAAAGAACAACAAUUAUUGUGAACCAGGCCCUAUCUGAAGUGUCUGACCUUGCGCCAGACUAUGGACUGGACCAAACGUUGGACUGGAUCUAUCCAGACUAUGGACCAGACUGGACCAGAUCCUACUGCUUGCCUUGUGCUCUGCUGUGAAUAGAACUUCUGCUGGAGUAGUACAACUUUGGCAGUCUUCAUAUUUUUAUAGACCAAAGAGGAAAAAAUAACAGUUAAUUGUAAGACGAGAAAGACCAGAUUGGGAAAGAGAAAUGGAUACUUGUUUUUCUUGCUACAACACAAUGACUGCCCUCAUAGCUGUAGAUGUUGGGCUUUAUGUCAUUUCGAACAUAGACUAUAGUCUAGUGGGACACGUAUACAAUCAAAGGAGUUACCUUUAAAAACAUUUUUUUCUCUGACUAAACCCACCACUGUAUUUUGAAACUGAAGAUAUAGGUAAACAUAUGUGUAUAAAAAAAUCUGAUUUGCAUUUUUCAUUUUUCAUUAGCUACAAAUUGGGACACGUUGCAAUAAGCAUGAUUGGUAAAACCUUAAAAGAGUAAAACUACUGAUCAUCACUGAGGCAAAAAAGAGAAUAUUGAAACUGUCAUUUCUGAUUGCGGCUGAAAGGCAAAUUUCAUUAAAUGUAUUUUGAAAGGCAUAAAGCGUAUAUAUUUAACAGUUUUAUAUGUUGUACCUUUGUAGAGAACCUUAUUUGACAUGAAUAAUGUGGUCACAAAAUGGCAGCCAUAGAACGUGAAAAACAAGCUCUCUGACGCUGGUUUGUCCUGCUCUCUUUCUGUUCUCAUGACAAACUUCUCUCCUCAUACCUCUAAUCUCCCAAUCUAUCAAUCACGGAUAAAGGAAAGAAAUGCACUUGAGUUCACUCAGAAUGUUUUAAAUAUUUAAUGGUAAUAUUUUACAGAUGUUUGUGAGAGUCUUGCUGUGUAUGGUUUUAAUGUGGUUAACAACUGACACAGCAUAUACAAUCUGACUGUACCCUCAAUGCUGUUUCCCUUUGUCUGCAAUUGAUUGAAUUCCAGCAUGAGAGUCACUAUCUAUCAAAAACGUGAAAAAUUACAUUACAACAUGAAUUGAGCUAAUCACAGACAGAGAUUUUGUCACUUUAGUUAAUGAGCAGCCUUUGGAGCUUGCUGAUUGCUGAUGUAUUGUAUUGUAAAAGGUGUGGAAUACUGACUCAUUUCUCUAUAAUGUCACAUUUUAUUUGUGUGCUUGUGUUUGAUGCACAAUGCUGAUCUCCAGUCCUGAGUGAUGAAAAUGAUGAUGACACGUGAAGAAGGGAGGCAUUGCGGAAAAAGCUUUAGAAUAAUUUACAUACUUGUUUUAUCAUUAAAUAUUUGAAGAAUAAAUACAUGAAAUAACCAUCACUAGCUAAUAUAGACACUUUGAUAUUCAAAGUCAUCCAAUUUAUUCAAGUAAGAUUUAUCAUAUCUUAUUUUGUAUUACGUUUAUUUAAUUGUUCUGUCCUAUAUGCCAAAAACUGACAGCCUGAAAUAGUUUUUUUCUUCUAGACCAUAUACUUUACAGUGUCUAAUUGUCAACAUGUAAGUUCCUCAUACAUAUCUAAUAGGUAAACACCUGAUAUACAUAAGUAAACCAAAUCAAAUUAUUUAUAGACAGUCACGCGCUGGUAUUUGAUUACAAUAACAUAUGAAUAUGAAUGUAUUGAUGCAGAGUUGAUAAAGGCAUUUGCUCAGAGUGACAAUUAGGACUGAAAUAAUAGAAGUUGACUGACUCAAUAUGUGUAUGCUGCUGGCUGUAUGUAUUCUGGUGGAAGGGAUUCCACAGUUAUACAAGAAAAUACAGUACAUAUGCAGAAUAGUACACCUGGUCAAUAUUUAAUGACCUUCAAGAUUAUGAUGUUGAAGAAUUUACAAAGGGUUACCCUGUAAAGGGCUACGGAUCUAAUGCAAGUGAAAACACGCUGUCCAUGGGGCUCUGAUUCCAUGAAAGACACAAAUCCAAGCCUUCAUAGAGGCUUCAAAGGUCUUGUGUUGGGCUCUGAUUGAAGGCCUACACCUUCCAGAUUAACCCCCAACUUGUCCGGAUUCACUUCGGUUCAGAUUCAGAUGCUGAACUUCUCUUAUCCACACUUGGCUCUCUGCUGUUCAGUCCAACUGACUGACUUUCAUUAACUGACUGACUGGGACCAGUCCGACUAGCUGGCUGGCUGGCUGACUGACUGACUGACGUUCCUUCCUAAUCCCAACUGACUGGAUCAGCCUGUUCCACCAACACCAGCUGGAGAUUAUUAAUACAGUUGUUGUUGACUAAGAAGUUUUCUAAAGAUGCAAAUGAGAAGUGACUUUCCUGAAAGUGUGUGUGUGUGUGUGUGUGUGUGUGUGUGUGUGUGUGUGUGUGUGUGUGUGUGUGUGUGUGUGUGUGUGUGUGUGUGUGUGUGUGUGUGUGUGUGUGUGUGUGUGUGUGUGUGUGUGUGUGUGUGUGUGUGUGUGUGUGAUGUGCCAGUGUAGCCUGCUAUUGUCAAGACGGUUAUAAAUAUUUAAUUACAUCUGAUUGAAUUUCAAUAAUCUCUCCCGUAUCCUUGAGGUUCGGUGUGAUGUUCGGAGGAGUCGUGUCUCAUAACAGUUUUAAUUUGAUUAGAGCAAAGUACAAUGAGGAGUUUCUCCUAGAGCUAUAUGGUACAUGUAGGUACAAAAGAGAGCUUGUGAUAAUGUCUUUCCCCAUGGAGAAAGAAGCAGUGGGUGAAGUGGGUGACAUACAACUUGGAGAAUGUUACUGUGGGUGUAUAUCUGUCUGUGUAAAACUCUUUCUCGCUUUCCUAUACAGUAGCAUGCGAAAAUAUUCACCCCCCCUUGGAAUUUUUCCUAUUUUGUUGCCUUACAAACUGGAAUUAAAAUGAAUUUUUGGAGGGGUUUGUAUCAUUUGAUUUACACAACAUGCCUACCACUUUGAAGAUGCUUUUUUUUUUUAAAUUGUGAAACAAACGAGAAAUAAGACAAAAACAAAAAAACAGAACUUGAAAUGAUUAACUAUUCACCCUCCCAAAGUCAACACAUUGUAGAGCCACCUUUUGCAGCAAUUACAGCUUCACGUAUCUUGGGGUAUGUUUCUAUCAGCUUGGCACAUCUAGCCACUAGGAUUUUUGUCUCAUUCUUCAAGGCAAAACUGCUCCAGCUGGAUUGGUUCUGCUAGUUUACAGCAAUCUUUAAGUCAUACCACAGAUUCUCAAUUGGAUUGAGGUCUGGGCUUUGACCAGGCCAUUACAAGACAUUUAAAUGUUCCCCUUAAAACACUCAAGUGUGGCUUUAGCAGUAUGCUUAGGUCAUUGUCCUGCUAGAAGGUGAACCUCUGUCCCAGUCUCAAACCUCUGGAAGACUGAAACAGGUUUCCCUCAAGAAUUUCCCUAUAUUUAGCUCCAUCCAUCAUUCCUUCAAUUCUGACCAGUUUCCCAGUCCCUGCCAAUGGAAAAACAUCCCCACCGCAUGAUGCUGCCACCACCAUGCUUCACUGUGGGGAUGAUGUUUUCUGGGUGAAGCUAGGUGUUGUGUUUGCGCCAGACAUAGUGUUUUCCUUGAUGGACAAAAAGCUCAAUUUUAGUCUCAUCUGACCAGAGUACCUUCUUCCAUAUAUAUUGAGGAGUCUCCCAGAUGCCUUUUGGUUAACACCAAAUGUUCAACAUUUUGGAUAAUUUUUUAUAACCCAACCCUGAUCUGUUCUUCUCCACAACUUUGUCCCUGACCUGUUUGGGGAGCUCCUUGGUCUUGAUGGUGCCCCUUGCUUAGUGGUGUUGCAGACUCUGGUGCCUUUCAGAACAGGUGUACAUAUACUGAGAUCAUGUGACACUUGCACACAGGUGGACUUUAUUUUAAAUAAAAGUGAAAUAAAAAAUGUAUAUAAUUUAAGUCGAAGUUUACAUACACU
Oncorhynchus masou masou (cherry salmon) is the source of this 5172-nucleotide messenger RNA. Its product is annotated as chemokine-like protein TAFA-5. The coding region runs from base 276 to 674 and encodes 132 amino acids. The record is from RefSeq and is a predicted model, not a curated record. The transcript is spliced from 5 exons. Gene Ontology annotation, biological process: G protein-coupled receptor signaling pathway. Gene Ontology annotation, molecular function: G protein-coupled receptor binding; receptor ligand activity. Lineage: Eukaryota; Metazoa; Chordata; Actinopteri; Salmoniformes; Salmonidae.